Trypanosoma conorhini is the source of this 3198-nucleotide messenger RNA. Its product is annotated as putative calcium-transporting ATPase. The record is from RefSeq and is a predicted model, not a curated record. Gene Ontology annotation, cellular component: membrane; intracellular membrane-bounded organelle. NCBI's taxonomy places the organism in Eukaryota, Euglenozoa, Kinetoplastea, Trypanosomatida, Trypanosomatidae. Gene Ontology annotation, molecular function: ATP hydrolysis activity; P-type calcium transporter activity; ATP binding. The transcript has a single exon. Bases 1 to 3198 code for a protein of 1065 amino acids.
AUGCAAGGGGGGCAGAUCGCGGUGCCUAUUUGCUCUGCGAAUACUCGAGAGGGUGCGGAAGAUGACCUCAUAGCUGCACUUCCGGGCAUCAUAGGGCACAAGCGCAUCGAGCAGUUUAAUUCCGAGGUCGCUGGGCACCAAGGGCUUCUGAGACUGCUUGACGUCCACUGUGAAGAUCCCACCGCGUGGAGCAAUACUCCCGGUGUCCGUGGCGGGGUGCUGGCCACCUCCGUGCCCGAGCGACGAGCGCGGUUUGGCGCCAAUCGUUUACCGCGCAGUCCGAAAAAAAGUUUUAUGUCUUUUGCCAAGGAAGCUGUCGAAAGUGAUCGAAUCCUGCAACUUCUCAUUGGUUCGGCAAUUUUAUCCAUUUUGCUCGGUAUGACGACGCCGGACUAUCGCGAGGGGAAGGUCGAUGUAAGUACGGGGUGGGUGGAAGGUGCGGCAAUUUUUCUCUCUGUUUUCAUUGUCGUGGUGCUGGGUGCGUUGAACAAUUACAAGAAACAGGAACAGUUUUCGCAGGUCCUUGAAAGAGAGGAUCAGACGCGACAACUUGUACUCGUUUGGCGCUAUGAAACUGCCCCCGACGGGGAGCCGCUUCUUCGACCGAGGGAGAUACACAAUGAGGACGUUGUAGUGGGUGAUCUUGUGCAGAUAUCUGCAGGCAUGGAGCUGACGUUUGACGCCAUUCUGUUUGAUAACCGUCACGUUGUAUGCGAUGAGUGCAGUGUGACGGGCGAGAGUGAGGAAGUCGUGAAGGACCUCCACCGUGACCCCUUCUUGAUUAGUGGCUCCAGCAUUCUUGACGGUUCUUCCGACGCCGUUGCCGUUGUCUGUGCGGUGGGGGAAAAUAGUUUUGCUGGGGAGAUCGCCAUGACAAUUCAUAGUACCGAGAAGAGGAAUACACCCCUACAAGACCAGCUUGAGGUGCUGGCAGAGCGAAUUGGGACGAUUGGUUUAUUAGCGGCUGUGUUAACGUUUACGGCGCUUUUCCUAAAAGAAGGCUAUCGGAUUGUGGUGUAUGGCAGCCCAUUUUUUGCCAUGAAAUUUUUUGAAAACCUCACCACAGCCAUUGCCAUCGUUGUGGUGGCAGUACCCGAGGGGCUUCCUCUAUCGGUGGCGAUUUCACUUGCUUAUUCCAUGCGUCGCAUGCUGCAAGAUGGAAAUCUGGUGCGACACCUGGCUGCGUGUGAGACGAUGGGUGGAGCCACUGUACUUUGCACGGACAAGACGGGUACCAUUACGUCGCCCGACAUGAAACUUGCCCGUGUUUUCUUUCAAGGUCGGAGUUAUGCGAGGGCGGAGGAUGCUUCAAACGGUAUAAUGGCUAGUCAUGACGCCAUUGUCACGCUUUCCUCACCACGCUCUGCCGCACACCUGAUGGAGUGUGUUGCCGCUAGUGCCUUGGAUCCGGAGUUGGGGCGGGCGCGGAGUAGAACUGGGGAGGCCCUAAUGCAACUAAAGUCUAGUAUGAGUGUCGUCGCGGAAGAUGGGCGUAUCACUCCCUUUUCCUAUGAUGAGGAGCCACUGUUGGCCAUCAUGCGAGAUACAUCAUCCUGUGUUCGUUUUCCAUUUAGUUCCCUUCAAAAAAAGAGUACGACGGUGCUCAAGCUUCCCAAUGGGGUCUGUCGCGUGUACGUAAGUGGAGCGCCAGAGAUGGUACUUGCUGCUUGUCAAAAUGUUGUCGCAGAAAACGACCGCCUGGCUCCGCUGAACGACGCACGACGUGCGUACUAUACGACCAUUCUAAAGGACUAUGCACAGGCUGGUCUUCGUACGGUUUGCUGUGCCUACGGGGAUAUUAACCCCUUGGAAGAAGCUGUAGGGCUCUCUGGCAUGCCCCUGACUCCACCUAAUGUCCCGUUAACCUUCUUGGUACUUAUUGCAUUAGAGGAGGCAAUUCGUCCCGAGGUGCCAAGGUCUUUGGAACUCUGUGCCCGUGCCGGGCUGCGUGUGGUUAUGAUUACAGGUGACUCGACGCUCACGGCCAUCAAUAUUGCGAGUCGUUGCGGUUUGCUAGCUCUGGAGCGACCCUCAGGUUUUGCUACUUGUCACAGCUCUUCAUCACCAUGUUCGCCCGCGUCGUUGCAGGCGGUAGAUGCUCUCAUCGCGGAGGGUUAUGUGCUGAGCGGAACGGAAUUCCGCAGCCUCAAGGAUGAGGAAUUGCUAGAUAAAUUUAUGCGAAAUCUUUGCGUCUUGGCCCGCGCCACCCCGUUGGACAAGAAGCGCGUUCUGCAUCUCUUAAAGCUCCUCAACCCUCUGGCUGUGGUGGCGGUGACAGGUGAUGGCACAAAUGAUGCCCCCGCCCUUAAAACGAGUGAUGUGGGAUUUGCAAUGAAUACUGGCAGUGACGUGGCAAAGCGUGCCUCCGACAUUGUUCUCCUUGACGAUAAUUUUGCCGGUAUGGUGAAGGCAACCAUGUGGGGUAGAAACGUAAAGGACAACAUCAGGAAAUUCCUGCAGUUUCAGUUAACUGUGAAUUGUGUGGCGUGUUUGAUUGCAUUCUCUGGCGCGCUUAUGAACGAGCAAAACAUGUCACCACUGAAGCCGGUGCAAUUGCUCUGGCUCAACCUCAUCAUGGACACCUUGGCGGCACUGGCUCUGGCAACGGAGUUGCCUUCUGAGUCCACGCUUCUCUCGCGUCCGCCAGAGUCUCGUAACACGCCUGUGAUACUGCCUAGUAUGUGGUUUCAGGUGGCAACGCAGGGCGGGUUUCAGUUCCUCACGCAGAUUCACCUGCUUUUAACCGGCAAUAAACACUUUAAAACCAAGCAUGCAGCUGAGGGGUUGCCGAACACGUUCCCCGUCAUGGAGCACUUUGGGCCCAAGCAUCUCUCCAUUGUGUUCAAUGUGUUUGUGCUCAUGCAGGUGAUGAAUUUUUUUAAUGCCCGUCUUUUAAAUCGGGACGAAACCUUCUUUGGGCGCUGGGGCGAUAGUUCAGGCCUGUUGUUGAUUGUGUCCCUGAUUGUGGUCUUGCAGGUAUGCAUUGUGCAGUACGGUGGCCGCCUGAUGUCAACAGUACCAUUAACGACACACGAGUGGAUGGUUUGCAUCGGGUAUGCCAGCACGAGUCUCGUGGUGGGUGCGAUCUCGCGGUGGUGGUGGUGGAAAGCGCCCCGUGGCGAGGGAGGCGGUACUGCACACUGGGCACGGUGGCGCCUGGAGAAUCUCCGCAGUCCAUCGACCGAAAAGCGUAGCUAG